AUGUGGGAACCAAAAUCUGCUGAGAAGAAAACCCCAAUAUAUUCUCGCCAUUUCCACUUCCCUGCUAUUGCUGGCUCUGAGGGAGCCCCCAUCAAGAAGAAGCGCCCCCCUGUGAAGGAGGAGGACCUGAAGGGGGCCCGAGGGAACCUGACCAAGAACCAGGCGAUCAAGUCCAAGACCUACCAGGUCAUGCAGGAAUGUGAGCAAGCCGGCGUUGCCGCACCGUCUGUAUUCAGCCGCACCCGGACCGGCACUGAGACCGUCUUUGAUAAACCGAAAGCUGAGCCUGCCAAGAGUGUCUUUGGCUGA
Molecule: messenger RNA, 309 nt
Organism: Pipistrellus nathusii (Nathusius's pipistrelle)
Lineage: Eukaryota; Metazoa; Chordata; Mammalia; Chiroptera; Vespertilionidae
Source: the annotation of a GenBank genome assembly